GCAGCUUGAGACCAUGAAGAUGAGUUCCCUUUCCACCUGGGCGUGCCUUCUCUUAUCACUCAGUGCAUCUCAUGCUUUCUCGCCGCAAUCGUUUCAAAUUGGUCUUUUCAGGGCUGGGCAGAAGCCCCUGGCCUCGAGGACAAACCUCCGAGCGCCUCGAACAAGCACACUGCAGCUCAGGGCCCAGCUCAACGAUUCUCCGACUUCCCAAGCAAGUGCAGAGCUUAGCGAGGAGAUGAUGUUGCUGCUCGCGCUGCAGCAGCAGAACAAGGCAGCCGUACCCACAGGAACCAAGGUCGUUGUCUUCGGGGCUCUCGAUCGGCUGGGUCAGCUUCUUGUCCGCCACAUGGCCAAGGAUGGCAGGUACACUCCAGUCAUCCAGACUUCCAAGAACUACGAGGAGAAGGUUCUGUACAAGACAGAUGGGGAACAGGAGAUUUUUCCUCCCGAGGCUGAGGUUUACUUCGAGGAGAUCCCAGCCAACGUCUCUGCUGCCGUGCUCUGCGUUGAGAAACCCACCGAUCCUGAGACCAUGAAGAACGUGCUGGCGCUGGGAAUUCCUUUCAAGCGCUUCAUCUUGCUCUCGAAGAUUGGAGUGGACGAGCGUGAGAACGACUGGAAGCUGAAGCUCAACCCCUUCUUACAACUUGACAAGUGGGCAGCCCUGGAGCAGACGCUCAAGGAGUGUGCAGAGAUUUACAACUUCGACUACACGAUCUUGCGAGUGGGAAACCUCAAGGGAGGCCCUUUCUACGACACCAACAAGGACUUCGAGCAGGCACUGAACGAUCGCAUCUUUGAUGCUGAGGAGGCUCGUGGCAUCAGCCUAAAGCGGAGGGAUCAGAACUCCGCUGACACGGGUCGCGAUGUGGUGGCGCAAUGUUUGGUUCAGUGCCUCACCCGGGCUGACACUGCCAACAAGAUCUUGAGCCUCGUCAGCUGCAAGACCUUCCGCGAGGAUGGCGUUGGAUGCAGCGAGAACAAUUUCCUCCAGCUUCCCCCCGCCAUGAAGAACCGCGAGAGGAGGGUCUUCACUCCAUCCCGUCAGGAGUGGAGCGAGGCGUUCAAGAAGGCGCUGGACUAGAACUUCCCUCUCCCUGUGUUUAGAUUAAAAAUUCUGUCGAUUG
Messenger RNA from Guillardia theta CCMP2712, 1127 nucleotides. RefSeq lists its product as hypothetical. NCBI's taxonomy places the organism in Eukaryota, Cryptophyceae, Pyrenomonadales, Geminigeraceae. The transcript is spliced from 2 exons. The record is from RefSeq and is a predicted model, not a curated record. The coding region runs from base 14 to 1084 and encodes 356 amino acids.